Molecule: messenger RNA, 1347 nt
Organism: Aedes aegypti (yellow fever mosquito)
Lineage: Eukaryota; Metazoa; Arthropoda; Insecta; Diptera; Culicidae
Gene: Pih1D1
Product: PIH1 domain-containing protein 1
Exons: 5
Coding region: 117-1187 (356 amino acids)
Biological process (GO): rRNA processing; box C/D snoRNP assembly
Cellular component (GO): R2TP complex; cytoplasm; ribonucleoprotein complex
Source: RefSeq, a predicted model, not a curated record
CCGAAGUUUGACAUUAGCUCCCGAGAUUGAAUCAGAAAACAUUGCGUGGUGCUUUUGCUUGGUGGUGCAAAAACAAAAACCAUUUUUCGUAGUAAAACUCCGGAAAACUCGUGAAAAUGUCGCGAUCUCGGUCCACUUUUCUCGAGGCGGAUUCAUCGCUGAUGGAUAGGAACUUGCGAUUCGUACGGGACGAGACGGAGGAACAGUUCAACAGCAUGUUUGGACCGAUUGUGGAACAAGCCCAGGACAUCAGCAGCGGGCGAUCCAAAGUUGUGAAGCCCACGCCAGGAUUCUGCAUCAAGGCAUUUCGGAAAGACACUCGGAACAAGUUUUUCAUAAACGUUUGCCAAACUGACGGUAUUCCGGCACCGGAAGACAUCACCGAGGAUCAACUGAUGGCCAUUUUGAAUGACGGCACACCGAGUUCCUUUAAAAUUCCCAUGAGCAUUACCCAGCCCCGCUUCAUGAAGGACCACCUAGACAAACAAUGUCAAGUUUGUGACAUUGCGGUCAAUUCGACGUUCUUUAAGAAAAUUGAAUCAGGUGGAUUGAUGCGCGACUUCCUAAUUACGAUUGUCUUGGAGGGGAUCGAUUCUAAGUAUAACAUCGCGCUCGAUGAGACAGAUUGGCGGGUGCUUAAGAACAAAAAGUUCGUUGACAAACUAACCGCCCACAACAUCCAAAACCGAGAUGUUAAAACGGUCCUGGAAAGCUACAAAUAUCCGACGGAAAGCGAUUUGAGCAAAAUAAAGGAACUGGAAACACCGCAGCUGGGUAUUGAUAAGCCUAAAAAGAAACUAAUUGAAGAGAUUGAUCCGGUGACAAUUAAAACAAUGAAAGACGUCAAAAAUAAGCUAUCCGGCAAGGAUGAGUACGUGCCGGAUCCGACAAAGGUUGCCAUCUCGCAAGCUGCUUCCAAGAAACCUGAUUGUCGAUUGUUCCGUGAGCCUGCAAGUGGUAGAGUGAAGACACUGAUUGGAGAGUUCUACUUGCCGGAAUGCACUUCGGCGAAAGAAAUCACCUUGGAUAUUGGCGAGGAUCGAAUCCUGCUGGAAGCCAGAAAGAAAGGCUACCUGUUGGAUGCAUUUGUGGAUUACCAAAUUGAUGGGUCCCGCAUAAGUGCCCAGUUCAAUACCAAAACAAAGAUGCUCAAUGUAAUCAUGCCAGUUAUCAACCAGCGCGCUUGAGGCGUCUGCAAUACUUAUCCGACAUUUCCCUUGAUCAAAAUGAUGAGGUAAGAAAUAAUCAUUAAGUUUUAAUAUUUUGAAGCAAACGUUAAUCGAGGUAGAGGAAAAGAAAGCCUGUAACAAAAUGGAUUUUCUCAAUCAGGUUAUUGAAUAGAAUAAA